Molecule: messenger RNA, 358 nt
Organism: Staurois parvus
Lineage: Eukaryota; Metazoa; Chordata; Amphibia; Anura; Ranidae
Source: the annotation of a GenBank genome assembly
GACAAAAAAUGGAACACACCAGCAGUGUGAGGAGACCUGAAAGUGGCACAUGGCAUGGCAGAGUGUGGCGAUGGAGACAGCAGCAAUGGGAGGCCGUACAGGGACCCAUGAGAGACUCUGGACCUGGCAGCAGCAGCAUGAGGAGGCGGUACAGGGGCCCAUGGCAGAUUAGGGGCCUGGCAGCAGCUAUGGGAGGCCCCGUAAUCUGCCAGCACCCUAUGACAAAAAAAUGGAACACACCAGCAGUGUGUGAGGAGACCUGAAAGUGGCACAUGGCAGAGUGUCGCGAUGGAGACAGCAGCAGCAUGGGAGGCCGUACAGGGACCCAUGAGAGACUGUGGACCUGGCAGCAGCAUGA